AUGAAGAAACAUCGGAAGCCUGAAGGAGAGACCAGACGACAGAGAAAACAGGGAAGGCCGAAACGAAACGAAACGCGAAAUAUUUGCAAACCGCUUUCCUUGAAGGAUGCACCAAGCCGGCUCGAAUUGGGCCUGUCAUCCAUCCUCAUGGUUCUUUCAUGGUCAAUCUUCAUCUCUACUGCGAUCCUAUUCGCUCGUCAUAUGAAAGGACAUUGCCCGAACUCAGCACUUUGUGGACUUCAACUCUGGUUCCAUUUCCAUCGUACUCUCAACAUGAUCGGUAUAGCAGGUACGAUAGCCGGCUUUGUGGUAGUGUUUGUGGCAAAGGACUGGAGAUGGGUAGGACCAAAAGCAUAUCAAUCAUCGGAACUGAACAACCAAUGGGGAUCUGUUCAUGCGAUGUUGGGACUUAUCGCUUGUGUGGUUGCUUGGGCUCAACCGCUUAAUGCCGUUUUCAGGUGCCAUCCUGACGGAAAAGGGCGAUGGCUUUUCAACAUCAUUCACGGAUUCUUCGGUUUUGGCAGCUGGCUUUGCGCAGACUGGUGGACAGGACGACAUCGCGUGUCUGGUGAGAUCGAAAUGGUUCGCGUCGGUGGUACUACCACCGCCGUCUACACAGAUUCCAUUGAGAGGGUCCAGUUAAUAAUUGUCGGACAAUCCCACGAAUAUUCAACGCGGUUCCUCCAGUCGUUCAUAAACCUGUUGUUUUUCGUUGUGUCGCCAUAUCGUCGGUUAAGCGAUAUUGUCAUCAUUGGCAAAGAAGCCAGAUUGCUAUGA
Molecule: messenger RNA, 777 nt
Organism: Cooperia oncophora
Lineage: Eukaryota; Metazoa; Nematoda; Chromadorea; Rhabditida; Trichostrongylidae
Source: the annotation of a GenBank genome assembly